UCCACCAUGAAGCUUGUUGGUGGUCUCCUGUUGCUCUUCACAGCAACCUAUUUCUGCAACUGCUCUGAUGAGUUGGAAGUGACCAGCCACCCCCCAGCAACAGUGGACUGUGACAUAUACAAGAAGUUCCCAGUGGUGGCCAUCCCUUGCCCCAUUGAAAACAUACCAGUUUGUGGAUCUGACUAUAUCACUUACGGGAAUAAAUGCAAGUUGUGUACAGAGAUCUUGAGAAGUAAUGGAAAAAUUCAGUUUCUUCAUGAAGGGCACUGCUGACCUCUCCAUGGACAAAGAAAGGACAGUGAUGCCUUCAUCAUGUGCAUCACAGGUGGGCUCUGAUGACUGUCCCUUCUUUGCUGAUGUUGUAGUGAACUCGGAUCUAGAUUCACCUUCAAUGUCUAUGGAAAGUCCUAUGUUUUUUCCGAUCAACUCAUGUCUCCUGAUAUAUUACCUGUUUUGGCAUCUGAAUUAAAGUAAAUCUCUCCAGAAACUUUA
Messenger RNA from Arvicanthis niloticus (Nile rat), 492 nucleotides. Its product is annotated as serine protease inhibitor Kazal-type 7. NCBI's taxonomy places the organism in Eukaryota, Metazoa, Chordata, Mammalia, Rodentia, Muridae. The record is from RefSeq and is a predicted model, not a curated record. Gene Ontology annotation, molecular function: protein binding.